Molecule: messenger RNA, 1850 nt
Organism: Trichomycterus rosablanca
Lineage: Eukaryota; Metazoa; Chordata; Actinopteri; Siluriformes; Trichomycteridae
Gene: pus10
Product: pseudouridine synthase 10
Exons: 18
Coding region: 216-1784 (522 amino acids)
Biological process (GO): tRNA pseudouridine synthesis
Molecular function (GO): RNA binding; pseudouridine synthase activity
Source: RefSeq, a predicted model, not a curated record
AAAAUUCAAGUAAAUAUAAAGAAUUAAUUUUCAGUUGAUAACACAGUUAGACGCGAGUUAAAUCAGCUCAGUCUAUAUUCUACAGAGAGCCUGAUCCACAGCACCAUGUGCAGGAUCUGCUGUUUAUAUUAAUAAUCCAAAUAAACUGAACAGCUGCAGACUGGAGUGAUUUAGAACACGCUGCACUUUCAUCUGUUGCUGUGGUUUCCUUCAUCAUGCUCUCUCUUAAAGACAAAGACCGUCCCAUCAUCAGAAAGCUGCUGGGUGCUGGCUGCUGUGUGAGAUGUGUUCUCCGCUUCUGCUGUGUGGGGAAGUAUUCUGCGUAUCAGCGCUCCUCUGAGGACAUAAACAAAGAGCUGUUAGCUUUUCUGAGUGAAGCGGACGGCGAGAAACGUCCCGAUACUUCAGAUGAGGGACAGACCGGAGACCCGCCGUGUAAGAAGAUGAAGCUGGAGCCACCUCAGGGUGGACAGGACGGAGGGGGCGGCGGGACAGACGCGGCUCAGACGUCGGACGUGUGUGUUGCAUGUGUCGGUGUGCUGCAGCACCACUGUGAUCACGGUUCUGUUGGACAGGUUUGUGACGUGGUGAGGAAACAGGAAUACAAGUUUGACAGUCUGGUGCUGGCGGUGUCACUUCCUGCUCAGCUGUCCGUCAGAGAGCAUUCCUGCUGGCUGCACAUCAAAAAGGAAGUCAAGGAGAAGAACAUGUGUCUGGAUAAGGAGGACGUGGUUCAGGUGAAAGAUGCUUAUAAAUGGGCCGUACAGGGACUGAUGGGGAAGGAGCUGGGAGCGCCUGUACUGACCAACAGUGUGUUUGGGGUCAGUGUCGGCUUCACACAUCCAGAAUCAGACGCCGACUGCCACUUCCUGGCGACGGUCUGUCCCGACUGCUUCAAACCAACCAAAAAUAAAGCAUCAGUCUUUACUAGAAUGGCGGUGGAGCGAGCGCAGGACAAAAUCUCUGAUGAAAAAUUCCUCAGAAAUUACCCGAGUCCACCUGCUCGCCCCAGCAGUACGUGCACCUCUCUGGAAACCACGUGUCUGCACGCUUCAGUCUUCAUGGCAGGGAGGUAUAAUAAGUUUUCGCGGGAGCUUCCUCAGACCCCCUGGGUGAUCGAUGGAGAGAGGAGGAUGGAGGGAUCGGUGGAGGAGCUGAUCGCCGCUCCACUGUUGUCCUCAUUCAGAGCGGACGGUUUCAACUUUUCCUCGUCUGGGAGAGAAGACGUGGACGUACGAACUCUGGGGAACGGACGCCCGUUUGCUCUGGAGCUCCUGAACCCUCACAGAGCGGCGUUUAACAGGGCCGAGAUCAAACAGCUUCAGGAUACCAUCAACACGUCGACCGAUAAGAUCCGAGUCCGGGACCUGCAGGUUGUAACCAGAGAAGCCACAUCCCGUAUGAAGGAGGGUGAGGAGGAGAAGACCAAGUCCUACAGCGCCCUCAUCUGGACUAAGACGCCCAUAACUCAGGCAGAUUUGGAUUUUUUUGAGAACGUUAAGGAGCUGAAGAUUGAUCAGAAGACCCCACUGAGAGUUCUACAUCGCAGACCGCUGGCCGUCAGACAGAGAAUCAUUCACUCGAUGAGCACUCGCUACCUGGAUCCUCACCACUUCACCCUGCUGCUGCGCACUCAGGCCGGCACCUACAUUAAGGAGUUCGUGCAUGGAGAUUUCGGGAGGACGAAGCCCAACCUGGGGUUGCUCAUGGAGGCGGAGGUGGACAUUUUGGAGCUGGACGUGGAGUCGGUGGAUGUGGACUGGCCCCCUGCUGUACCCGAGUGAACUGUAAACCUGUGUGCGUGUGAAUAUUUUGGAAUAACAAUAAUUAAAUAUGUUUUUGGUGUUUGA